AUGAGACUCACUACCUGGAACGUCAACGGCAUCCGCAACCCGUUCUCCUACCCGCCAUGGAACACGACGCGCAGCUACUCCUCCAUGUUCGACAUCCUCGAAAGCGACAUCGUAGUCAUGCAAGAGCUCAAGAUCCAGCGCAAAGACCUUCGCGAUGACAUGGUGCUGGUAGAUGGAUGGGACUGCUACUUCAGUCUGCCGAAGCACAAGAAGGGAUACUCAGGUGUGGGCAUCUAUACGCGAAACGCGACAUGCGCGCCAAUACGGGCAGAGGAGGGACUGCUGGGGGUGCUGCCUUCGCCUUCUGGGCUGCCGUAUAGAGAGCUGCCGGAGGAGCAGAGUAUAGGAGGAUACCCCAGUGCUCUUCAGACGGCGGAAUUGGGGGUAGAUGCUGCGGCGCUGGAUGCGGAGGGACGAUGUGUAGUGGUGGAGUUCCCUGCUUUUGUGCUGUUUGGUGUGUACUCGCCUGCUAACAGUAUGGGUAAUCGAGAUGACUUUCGUUUUGGGUUCAUCAAUGCUCUGGACUGCCGGAUACGCAACCUGGUCAAGGAGGGCAAGAACGUGGUGCUGCUAGGGGAUCUGAACGUAUCGCGACACGAGAUCGAUUCUGCCCCAACUCUCGAGGACAUCCGUAAAGGCUUGGGCACGAGAGAGCAGUACCUGAUGUCGCCGAACCGCCGCAUCUUCAACCAGAUGCUCGUGGACGGAGAAGUGCUGGAUGAGAGGGACGAAGGCAGGGAGAAGGGUGUGCUGUGGGAUACCAGCAGGUUAUUCCAUCCUGAUCGAAAGGGCAUGUACACUUGUUGGGAGACGAAGACGAAUGCUCGUCCUGGCAACUAUGGUGCCAGAAUCGACUUUGUGCUGGUGUCCGAGAAGAUGAAGGACUGGCUCAAGGAUGCGAACAUUCAAGAGGGUCUGCUUGGGUCAGACCACUGUCCCGUGUACGGCGACUUCAAAGACAAGGUCGCUAUGGACGGCAAAGAUGUUUCCUUCCUGGAUGUGAUGAACCCCCCAGGCUGGUUUGUGGAGGGCGAGAGGAAGGUUGAGUGGAAGAUAACAUCCACGCCGCUCUUCUCAGCCAAGCGUAUGCCAGAGUUCGACAAGAGGAGAAGCAUCAAGGCAAUGUUUGCGGCGCCUUCUCUGAAGAAAGCGCAGGCCUCGACCCAGCCAGCUGCGAGCGAGAACAAUGCGGAAGCAUCGGCCAUUGAUGCUAUUGCCAGUGCUGCCUCGCCUGUCAAGACCGAUAUUGACACGGCUACUAUUGUCGACAGCAGCAAUAGCAAGGUAGAUACGCCUCCGCCUACCUCGAUAGCUUCUCCAGUCAAGCGGAAGCCUUCAGCAGCGAAAGAGCAACCAGUGAAGCGGCAGAAACCAGAGCCCAAGUCGAACGGCACGAAGACACAGUCAACGAAAGGCCAGCAGAGUCUGAAAGGCUUCUUCCAGUCAAAGAACCCACCUCCAGUACAGCUGCCAACAGAGCCAGCUCAAACACUGGACAUCAAUGGCGUUAGCUCUGCCGAGACUACAGUCACUGAGACAGCAGACAGCGAAUUCCCCAGACCUACCACUCAAAGCGAGCCUUCUCAGACACCAUCCAGCACCCAACCCUCCACCGCCGCCAGCCAAUCCCCCUCCCCACGCCAAUUCGCCUCCCAACUCGCCACCGCCGAGAAAACCCAACGAACCUGGGGCGCCCUCUUCGCCAAACCCGUCGCGCCCCUCUGCGAAGGCCACGCCGAACCCUGCAAAAGCAUGCAAACAAAGAAAAAAGGCAGCAACCAAGGCCGCUCCUUCUGGAUGUGCGCGCGUCCGCUCGGUCCAAGCGGUGAGAAAGAGAAAGGAACACAAUGGAGAUGUGGAACCUUCAUCUGGUGUGGUGAUUGGGAUGCAAGAUCAAAGGAGGCGAAGGAUGUUGCUGCUGCUACGGAUACGUCGAAUGGGUUGGGUGGUGUGCAGAAGCAGGGUGAGAGUGAGAAGGCGUGGACGGAGAAGUUUGAGAAUCGAUAG
Fulvia fulva is the source of this 2007-nucleotide messenger RNA. RefSeq names its product DNA-(apurinic or apyrimidinic site) endonuclease 2. The transcript is spliced from 2 exons. NCBI's taxonomy places the organism in Eukaryota, Fungi, Ascomycota, Dothideomycetes, Mycosphaerellales, Mycosphaerellaceae. The record is from RefSeq and is a predicted model, not a curated record. Gene Ontology annotation, molecular function: zinc ion binding; double-stranded DNA 3'-5' DNA exonuclease activity; DNA-(apurinic or apyrimidinic site) endonuclease activity. Gene Ontology annotation, cellular component: nucleus. Gene Ontology annotation, biological process: base-excision repair. The coding region runs from base 1 to 2007 and encodes 668 amino acids.